CUUCAGUUGCCCGCCCGUCGCUGGGCGCGGCCUGGAGGCCGAGCGCAGGCUGGUCACCGACGCACGGGGUGGUGCGUGCAGAGGCGGAUGCCCGCCGCGGAGCCGCGCAGCGACAGCUGAGAACGCCCUAGUGAGCCGCGGGCCGGCGAGGUGGUGGUGGCGGUGAGGACGCCCGUGUUCCGGAUCCGCCUUUCCAGAAUUUACUUGGUGGCUGUGUAGGGUUCGUUUUCUUAUUUGUAGAGUUAGGACAUGAACAACCUGGCAGCGGACACAAACAUUUUAUAAGCCCAAGUUUCGGUCGCUUGCCCUCGUCUUCGUCGAGAGCCGAUAGGGGGCGGUGCACAAAAGCUGUGGAAGCCACGCACGUGCGAGGGUUUUGUCUUCUGCCACUGGGAGAACUUUCACCUUGCGACUGCCUCUGUUUAGUAAGAACUCAUUCUGUAAAUACUAGCCGUUACUGAGUGCGUGCCAGCCGCCAAGAUGGCUUCUCUCACGCCACAGACCCACCUACUAAGCAGUUGUUACUAGCGACGGUUUGAAGCCAUAUGUGUCCCUGGCUCAGCAGAUGGCACCACCUAGUCCCAGCAACAGCACCCCCAACAGUAGCAGCGGGAGCAGUGGAAACGACCAGCUGAGCAAAACCAACCUCUACAUCCGAGGACUGCAGCCAGGCACUACUGACCAGGACCUCGUCAAGCUGUGCCAGCCAUAUGGCAAGAUUGUCUCCACUAAGGCCAUACUGGACAAGACCACAAACAAGUGCAAAGGCUAUGGCUUUGUGGAUUUUGACAGCCCCUCGGCUGCCCAGAAGGCUGUCACGGCCCUGAGAGCCAGUGGCGUGCAGGCACAGAUGGCAAAGCAACAGGAGCAGGACCCCACCAAUUUAUACAUCUCAAACCUGCCACUGUCCAUGGAUGAGCAGGAGCUGGAGGGGAUGCUGAAGCCCUUCGGCCAGGUCAUCUCUACCCGGAUCCUGCGAGACACCAGCGGGACCAGCAGAGGGGUCGGCUUUGCAAGGAUGGAGUCCACAGAGAAGUGUGAAGCCAUCAUCACCCACUUCAAUGGAAAAUAUAUCAAGACACCCCCUGGAGUACCAGCCCCGUCUGAUCCUUUGCUUUGCAAAUUUGCCGAUGGCGGCCCAAAGAAACGACAGAACCAAGGAAAAUUUGUGCAAAAUGGACGGGCCUGGCCAAGGAAUGGAGACAUGGGUGGGAUGGCCUUGACCUAUGACCCCACCACAGCUCUGCAGAAUGGGUUCUACCCUGCCCCCUACAACAUCACCUCCAGCAGGAUGCUUGCUCAGGCUGCGCUCCCCCCUUACCUUCCGUCUCCUGGGUCACCCUAUCAGAGAGUGACUCAGACUUCUCCUCUGCAAGUGCCCACCCCAUCUUGGAUGCACCACCAGUCGUACCUCAUGCAGCCUUCAGGCUCGGUCCUGACGCCAGGGAUGGAUCACCCUGUUUCACUGCCGCCGGCCUCCGUGGUGGGACCUCUGGCCCAGCAACUGGGCCACCUCUCCCUUGGCAGCACAGGCACGUACGUGCCCGCGGUGGCGGCUCUGCAGAACGCUUACAUCCCCCAGUACGCCCCGGUGCCCUCGUCCAGUGUGUCGGUGGAGGAUAGCAGCGGCCAGCAGAGCCAGGUGGCAGUGGAUGCCCCCUCUGACCCUGGGGUCUAUUCUUUCCAGUUCUCCAAGUAACCGGAAAACCCAGAAAGCUGUGGUGCUAGGACGUGGACGAGGGAGUCCCGCUCGCCGUGUGCUGCCCUGGACUUCGUGGAUGCAUGCGUGUCUGGGGACACGGUGCGGGCUGCUAACGUGCACUCCUGUCCCUGUCCCAUGGGCCCUCCUCGCGCGCUGUGCCUCCUCUCUCCUCCAGGUUGGUCAUUUUUCUCUCCCAUACAGCCGAGUUGCCUCCGCUACCUUUGUUCAGUCUUUAAUUUUGUGGGCUUAUUUUUUGAAUGAAACUUCAUGUGGAAUUUGGGGGAGCUGGGCAAGGAACGAGGUGACGGAAGCUGCUGCUCCUCCCGGGUGAGGAGUCCAUUUGGGCUUCAGGACGUGGACACAGCACCAAGGCUCUUGCACGAGACGAACUGCAGCCUUUGGAAGCCACCUGUGGGCCCGAGGGGCUGAAGACCGUUUCAGGACGGACUCGCCCGGCCUCUGCUGCUUCUCACGCCAGCUGACACCACCUGAGCAAAGGUCUUUCCACACCUGCCUCCCUGCCUCGGGACGUCUCCCGGCCCCCUUCCCUGCGCUCCCUGCGGCACAGCCUCCGUCCACGGGGGAUCUGCGGCCGGGGGUGUGUGCUGCUGGCAGCCUGCAGAGCACGGGACAGCAAAGACGUCUCUGGCCCCAGAUGUCAUCCCUCAUGCCAAAGCUGAAAGAGUUUGACCCAGGGUUGUCCCUGCUCUCUGGGGUGGGGACGAUCCCCAGCCCAGCUCUGGACACCGCGUGCCUUCACACAUCCAUGUACCUGGCUUGGAGGGGCAGCCGUGGGAUCCUUGAUUUCUUAGGCUCUGACCUGUGACCCCGUGCGUCCAGCAGGAGCCGGCCUCAGAAGGCUGUGGCCACUGUGCCUGCACACACCUGGCCGUGGGGGUGGGGAAGGGCGAAGCUCUAGAACCGUGUGUGGACCCCUUCCCUGAGCUUGGGCCCAGGCCAUCAGCAAGCAUUUUCCUUCUUGUGGAAGGACAACAGGGAGCAGGAUGGGAAGUCCGAGCCCGAGUCCCUCCCUCUGGCCGUCCCCUGCGAGGCCCGCGCCCAGGAGGAAGCCGUGGCUUGGCUUGCGGGGAGCAAGGCCCUGCUGCCGUCUUCCCUGGUCGCUGCCUUGCCUGGCGAGAAGAAUUCUGCUCCCUUCACUUCCAGGCACGUGCCUGUCUGCCAGGCCUCUGCAAAGUCGAACAGUGGAGGGGGGAAGAGGCGCUGGUGAGGCGCUGGGAGCAAGAGCUGAGCUGGGGCCCAGCCUGCCCCCGCCCCCACCAGGCAUCUGCCAGUGCCCCCUGACCCCACCCAGGAUGCAAAGGCUGAGAUUCUCCUCACAGAAGGGCUUACCCGGGGUGAGGCAGCCCCAAGCUCAGCAACCUUCUAGAAGGAUUUGGCUGAGCAGGUGAGCCUUGUUUCUGUCUCCAGCCUCAGUCAAGGAAAGCACAGCGUAGCUGCUUUCUUGUCAAUGCCUUCGAGAGACAGAAAACACGCCUGGAACCCUGUCCACGUCUGACGGAGGCUUGCAGGCAGCGUGCUGAGGAGGUGGUGCGUGCGGCCUGCUGCAGCACUGCCACCGCUCCUCUGCCUCCCAGAACCCCUGCUCCUGCCCCUUUUUUCUGUAUUUAAAAAAUGUUUAAAUGGUCA
This is a messenger RNA of Oryctolagus cuniculus (rabbit), 3349 nucleotides long. It is a transcript of the gene RBMS2, whose product is annotated as RNA binding motif single stranded interacting protein 2. Lineage: Eukaryota; Metazoa; Chordata; Mammalia; Lagomorpha; Leporidae. The record is from RefSeq and is a predicted model, not a curated record. Gene Ontology annotation, cellular component: ribonucleoprotein complex. Gene Ontology annotation, molecular function: RNA binding.